Molecule: messenger RNA, 2091 nt
Organism: Boleophthalmus pectinirostris (great blue-spotted mudskipper)
Lineage: Eukaryota; Metazoa; Chordata; Actinopteri; Gobiiformes; Gobiidae
Gene: foxo6b
Product: forkhead box O6 b
Biological process (GO): regulation of transcription by RNA polymerase II
Cellular component (GO): nucleus
Molecular function (GO): DNA-binding transcription factor activity, RNA polymerase II-specific; RNA polymerase II cis-regulatory region sequence-specific DNA binding
Source: RefSeq, a predicted model, not a curated record
AUGCUCAUGAUGAUGGAGAGCGGAGCGAUGGGCGCGCACUCGGAAUUCGACGCUCUCUCGCACUCGCAGCCGUGCGCUUGGCCGCUCCUGGACGAGGCCACCCGGGGUCUGCAGGGUCUGGCCACGGUCAAGCUGGAGCCGCCGGACCACCUCAGCUACGACGUGCCCUCCUCGUGCAGUCGCGCCGAGCGGAAAGGCGGCGCGCCGGCAGACAUCAAGCCGCCCAUAGUGGCUUCGGCUCCGGCCACAGCAUCGUGCAUGUCCGCUGUGGCCGCGCUGGACGUGGCCGGUCAGCUGCGUAAAGCCAAGUCGUCCCGGCGGAACGCGUGGGGGAACCUGUCGUACGCGGACCUGAUCACACGCGCCAUUGAGAGCACUCCGGAGAAGAGGCUGACGCUCUCGCAGAUCUACGACUGGAUGGUGCGCUUUGUGCCGUAUUUCAAGGAUAAAGGAGACAGCAACAGUUCCGCCGGCUGGAAGAACUCUAUCCGACACAACCUAUCCCUGCACAGCCGCUUUAUCCGGGUUCAAAAUGAAGGCACGGGGAAGAGCUCCUGGUGGAUGCUGAACCCAGAAGGAGGCAAGAUGGGGAAGGGUCCCAGGAGACGAGCCGCUUCUAUGGACAACGGCGCCCGCUACCUGAAAACGAAAGGUCGAAUCAGCCGGAAAAGAGCUGGCGCCCUUGGCCUCGGUCGGGUCCCUAUUCACGGAGGAGGUGGACCGGCGAUGCAGGGGUCUCCGGAGCAUGGAAGCCCAGCGGGGAAGGGAGCAGUGGGCAUGGUGGGGGAGGAGUAUGAUACCUGGACAGACCUUCAUUCCCGGACCUCCUCUUCUGCUUCCACUCUCAGCAGCUGCCUGUCCCCAAUUUUGGCUGAAGCAGAGGCCGAUGAACCGGAAGAAGGCGGGCUGUCUUGUUCGGCAUCUCCAAGGCUGUACCCGAGUCCUACCAGCACGCGCUCGCCAGCUCUAGGCACUGGUGGGCACUGUCCCAACGUGGAACUGCCCCAACUGACAGACCUAACCGGGGCUAUUAAUUUAGAUGAGAGCAGCUACGCACAGUCGCAAAUGAAAUGCAACGGCUAUCCUUACGUGCCUGGGCCUAAAGCAGAAGGUUCCUACUGCGGGCCCAUGUACAAUCAGGGCUCUAUGGGGAUGCUCCGACACCACGCGCCCAUGGAGACCAUCCAAGAGAAUAAACCUGCGAGUUUCCAGAGUCAAAUGAGGGGUUACUCGGAAAACAAUGCACUGCAAAGUCUUCUCACGAGCUCUGCAUAUUGCAAGGACAGUCUAAUGACACAGGGGGUGAAUGGGGUUCAUAGGCAACACAAUCAGAGUCGCGGUCACAAUCAAGAUGGUGCUAGCAGUCUGCACAAUGGCCACAGCUCUCACGACCAGAGCCAUAAUCAGGGUCACAAAGCCAGCCUCGACUACAGCCACAAACCCCACCCUGCCCACGAGUACAUCCCGGGUCAAGAGCAUGGUAAAGUCAGUUCCAACCAUGACCACAACUCGAGGUCUGUCCCGAGCCACAUGCACAAUCAUGCCACACACAACCCCCUCACCCCUGUGCACAACGGGCCGCACCCCCAGGCUCUCUCCCCACGGGUGAGCUCUGACAUCCUGCAGCCCUACAGCCUCAAGUCCUCGAACCACUAUGCUCCCCGGCCGCACCUCGCCACCUCACCCAGCCUGCCGCCCAAUCCAGCCGGAGUUCUGGAUGUCCCCCAGGAUCCCUGUCGCCUGGCAUCUGCCCCUCAUCCACGGCACCAGUCGUACCAUCAGGGACUCACUGACUCCUGGCACGGUUACUAUCACAACAGCCACCAGUCGGGGAACAAUGGUUACCCAGGGCAACAACAACACAAUUCCCACAGCCGAAUGACAGCCAACCUGGAGAUGGAGAACGUUCCCAACAGCCUGGACUGUGACGUGGACUCCAUUUUGCUCAGUGACUUUAUGGACAGUGAAAACAUGGACUUUAACUUUGACGGUUCUCUGUCGCAGGGUGUUGGAAUGGGGAUGGGCAUGAGUUUGGGGGCAUUUGCGUGCCCACCCUCAAUGCACAGUAACCAGAGCUGGGUCCCAGGGUGA